Molecule: messenger RNA, 1083 nt
Organism: Equus quagga
Lineage: Eukaryota; Metazoa; Chordata; Mammalia; Perissodactyla; Equidae
Gene: AUNIP
Product: aurora kinase A and ninein interacting protein
Biological process (GO): spindle organization
Cellular component (GO): centrosome; spindle pole
Source: RefSeq, a predicted model, not a curated record
AUGAGGCGGAGAGGCCCCGAGGAGGAGGCCUGCGGCGUGUGGCUGGACGCGGCGGCGCUGAAGAGGCGGAAAGUGCAGACACACUUAAUCAAGCCAAGCACCAAAAUGCCAACACUCUUUCCUGGAGAGAGAAAGGUUAAGAUUUCUUUUACUCAAAGAAGAACUCCACCUGCAGGCGUUCGGCAGACCAGCAUUGCUUCAUUCUUCACCUUGCAGCCAGGAAAGACAAACAGUGACCAGAGGAGUGUUUCAUCUCACGUACAGAGUCAGACCAACAAAGAAUCUAAGAAAGACGCAACCCAGCAAGGACAUCCGACCCAGGGCUUGGUGGAUGAUUGCAUGGCACCCCCUUUAGCCACUUCAACCCCUGCAGACAUCCAGGAAGCUGGACUUUGUCCUCAGUCCCUCCAGCCUUCUGCCCACCACAGAACAGGAACCCCAUUCUUGACUGUGCUGUCUUUGUUCCAGCCUGACACCUCAGUCUGCGCUGGAGAGAGUAAAGACUCCCUGGCUUGUUCCUUCACUCAGGACUUGGAAAGUUCUUGCUUGCUGGGCCAAAAGGAGGGCGUGAAGGAUUCUUCCUGGAAAAAGGAAUGGCUUCAUGGACCUAAGAAAAAGAACUGUCAGGCUGUGGAGAGACAUAGUAAACCACCUGGGGGCAAGGGCCAUCAGCCCUUGCACAAGACUAAAUUUGAGAAGGUGUCUGCCAAGGAACACAGUAGGGAUUUCUGGAGUGGAGAAAACACAGAGUCAGUGAAACAAAGCCCUUGUCCUGUUCCUGUGUUUUCUUGGGACAGUGAAAACAAUGACAAGGACUCCUGCAGCCAGCUUUUCACUGAGGAUUCUCAGGGCCAGCGGGUUAUUGCCCACAACUCAAGAGCUCCUUUCCGAGACGUAACCAACAACAGGAAUCAGAGCUUAGGGUGGUUUCCUAACAGCACUUGGGCUCAGUGCCAGGAUGGACCCACUCAGUUAAAUCUGCAGCCUGAUGUACUCUUUACCCAGGACUCUGAAGUCCAAGCUCUAGUUCGGCAAGACCGUUGCAGAAGGUUUCUAAUUGAGAGGCAGAAACAUCUGCGGUGA